This is a messenger RNA of Oncorhynchus keta (chum salmon), 2371 nucleotides long. Its product is annotated as free fatty acid receptor 2. The transcript has a single exon. The coding region runs from base 401 to 1486 and encodes 361 amino acids. Gene Ontology annotation, biological process: response to fatty acid; G protein-coupled receptor signaling pathway; positive regulation of cytosolic calcium ion concentration. Gene Ontology annotation, molecular function: bioactive lipid receptor activity. NCBI's taxonomy places the organism in Eukaryota, Metazoa, Chordata, Actinopteri, Salmoniformes, Salmonidae. Gene Ontology annotation, cellular component: plasma membrane. The record is from RefSeq and is a predicted model, not a curated record.
UCUGCCUCCCUGCUCUCUCGCUCAGUGCCAAGCCUGUGUGUGGAGGAGAGAGGGGUUUGCUGAAGAGUGAUGUGCUCACAUGGUGGGAACUAUCCUAUUGAUGCGCAUUGCAACUUCACAAGAGGAAUGCUGUCCACAAAUUGAAGCUAGAGGACUGCGGAACAGGAGAGGAUCUGUGAUUGGGCAUUGAGGAUUUACUUUAUGUGCUUUGGAAUUUGUUUUCAACCGAGUCGCUUUAAGAGAUCUUACUUUUAACAUCCAUUGUGUCUGCCACAGGACUAGUGUGUUUUUUUUCUUCCCAUCUCAAAUGAUUUUACUUGCAGAAUCGAGACUUCAGUUGCUUCUGAUGCAGUGCCUCCUAUGCUCCUAAACUCCCGAGCAGGAGGUGUGAGCCGAAGCGAUGCAAGUGCCCGUCAAGGACUGUGUCUUCCUGACGGUCUACUCCUUCACGUUCCUGCUGGGCCUCCCCUCCAAUCUGCUGGUGCUCUUCGUGUACUUUCGCAAGGCGCGCAAGCGGGGUGCCACGCCCAACGUGGUAUACGCACUCAACCUCUGCUUGGCUAACCUGGCACUGGUGGCCUGGCUGCCCGUCAAGGCCCUGGAGACUUUCCUCCAGGACUGGCCUCUUCCAUCGCCCCUCUGUCCUGUCUACAGCUUCUUCUUGUUCUCCUCGAUCUACGGCAGCUGCCUCUUCCUCACGGCCGUGACGGUGGGCCGCUACCUCAGCAUCGCCUUUCCCAUCAGCUACAAGCUGUACCGGCGGGGCCGCAUCUCCUGCUUCAUCAGCGCUGCCCUCUGGGCAGUGGUACUGUUGCACCUGAGUCUGGGCCUGGUGGCAGAAGGCGGGGGUGGUUUCGUGUCCACCUCCAGCCAUAAUGUGUCAGUCUGCUUUGAGAACUUCACCCAGGACCAGCUGGACCUGCUGCUGCCAUUGCGCCUGGAGAUGGCGCUCCUCCUCUUCCUAAUGCCACUGGCCAUUACCGCCUUCUGCACGCUGCGCUGCGUAGCCCUGGUGUGGCGGUCCUGCUUGCCCGUCCUGGGAAAGAGGCGCGUCCUGGCCGUGGCCCUUUCCACACUGGCUGUGUUUGUGGUUUGCUACCUGCCCUACAACGCCUCACACAUCGUGGGCUUUGUGCUGCAGGAGAACGUCCACUGGAGGACUGAGGCCAUGCUGUCCAGUGCCUGUAACGUCUUCCUGGAGCCUGUGGUCAUGCUGAUGCUCUCCCCGGCAACGCCCCGCGGCCUCAUGGGAAGGCUCUGUGGAAGGCCCAGCAGAUACAGCCGGACAGAGGGGCGCCAUUGUAGCAAAACCAUCACACGGGACCCUCUAGCUAAUGUGAGGGGAGUGGCGUCGCUGACCGACAGACAGACAGGAGCAAACAUUUCCAAGUUAAGUCAGGAAAAAUCUGCACAAACAAGACAUGUAAGACCUGUGAGUGGAAUUAAAAAAAUAAAUAGUUUAGGACAAAAUGAAGUGGAGAACUGAUGAGCUGAUGUGGAAAACACUUAGAAAUAGGACUGGUAGUGCUCAAAAUGGGCAGAGCUGAGGUUGGAACAAGUGACAGUCUAGAAAUCUGCACAAUUAUUGAUGACAAAAAUAAUAUAUUGUGUUCUCAUGAUACUGUAAGCUUUCUAUGCUCUGAAAUUAGAAAGUUCUACAUAACAAACCACAGUAUCAUGAGAACUCAUAUGAAGAACCUUUGUGGCUUAUGAACUGAGAGGCUGAAAGACAAGUGAGAUGUGGAAAAUUGACCAAAGGUUAUCUGAGAUGGGCCAGUGAUGAGUCCUCUACUGUGAUGGUCUGAUCUGGAUUGCACCACCGGCAGAUGGGGCAGGAGGACAAUUUCAACUGAGUGACUAAUUACAAUGUAGCCAUUGUUAAAAAGUUAGAUUCAUAAAAAUAGUUUGAAUGCAUUCUGGUAUAUUUUUGUUGGUUUACUGUAAGAAACUGGGUAUCUUUCUCUAUCUUAAAAAGGUAUGGUGAUAGAAAUGCCCUGUCAAUUCUGUCCAAAUAUUCUGUAGAUAAUUGAUCAAUAGGCAAGUGGUAUUAAACAGACACAUGUAAAUAGAACCAUCAUUUAUUGAUUGUUAUUUACAGUUUACACUGGGAGCUUUAAGGAGUUUACGAAGAUGAAUGUAACAUGUACUAAUUAAUUCUGAUCUGAAACAUGUCCUCAUUUUAUAUCUGACAGUCUGAGAAUCAAUACAUUUGAAAUCUCAACCAGAAACAGGUUAUGACGAUAACGAAUGUUUCUCUAAUCUCAAAAUGUGAAUUAACUGAGCAUUACAUGUUUAUAGAACCUGCUUCUCAUUGAGGAUUUGACUUUGCAAUAUUUACAUGUAAAUCACUACCUUCCUUGUGCAAGAGAAA